Messenger RNA from Microdochium trichocladiopsis, 1215 nucleotides. RefSeq lists its product as uncharacterized. Lineage: Eukaryota; Fungi; Ascomycota; Sordariomycetes; Xylariales; Microdochiaceae. The transcript has 3 exons. The coding region runs from base 1 to 1215 and encodes 404 amino acids. The record is from RefSeq and is a predicted model, not a curated record.
AUGUCGCAAAACGAUCCCACCGUCAUUGACGGUCUCAGCGACAUGGAGACAGACGACCACUGGAUCAGUCAUCGCGACUACUCAACUCAUACCAUGAGUGGUGGCUCUGAUUCCACGAAAUGGCACUUCCACACUGCAUCGGCAACCACGACAGACAGCCCGCCAGAAACCUCGACGCAGCGCACAAUUCUCUCGACUUCUGGCAAUCCUUCUUCGUCUCCCCUCAGACCAUUCAAGUCGCACCUGAUUUCCAGCAGUCCAAGGCUCACAACCGAGCCUCGUGAAACUCCGCGUCCACCCAAGAGUGCUAGUGAGCGGACGGGAAUUCAAGCCGACUCAAUGAUUGUUUUGAAGAGUAACUUGGCGGCUAAACAGAAACCCGACGGGAGCCAUACAACGGCAGAUAUUAUAUACCUUGAUGAUGAGGACAACUUGAGCGAUACGGAGAACUCAGGAGCAUCCUCCGCAUGGCACAAGAAGCUACAAGAAACCGCAGAAUCCAGCUGGUCCACGGUUGUUGGUGGUUCGACACAAUUCCGCACUCUGCACCAAACAAGCGACCACAACCAAGCGACCACAACCGCGAGACGACAAAAGUCGCAGAGAGCCUCAAAAGGCUGCAAGCUCCUUGUUGGUGCUGUAUCAAGCAGGGUGAUCAGUAGAAAGCAGAAACCCGAGCGAAGGUCGUCAAACCGGACAACUGCGACCCGAGGAGACGCUAAGAUCCAAGCUCUCGAAGCUCUCAAGAAGUGGGAACUCGUCGAUGCUGUCUUGAACACACCAGACGAGGGCGGACGAUUUGUGCUCACCUUCGGUCUUCCGAGCACGAGUCAUAUGACAUCAAGUCCGCAGAAUGAUAGAGUCAAGCCCGGUUCGCACUCUGCCAAGAAAUAUCCAGUCAGGAGACUGCUGGAGAAGUGGGGAAAUGCGUUUCUCAUUGAGUGGGAGAAUGACGAGAUAACCUGGGAACGCAAAAUGAAUGUUAACAAGCACCUCGUUGCAGCGUUCGAGAAACAGUACGAUGGUUAUGGUCCUGGAAUAGAGUCCAUCCGCGGCUCAAGAAAAAAAGGCGGAAGAAAACAGUUACGGCUCGCAUGGCGCCAGCGACCGUUAUCAGAAGCGUAUUGGAUUGAUAAGAGCACAGUCUUACCUCGAACUGCAUGGCCUGUCCACGCGUGGGAAUUCUUCUGUCUAGAGAGCUGCUUUGUUGAAUAG